UUUUUUGUGUUGUUAGAGAAUGCAGAAUGAGGAAGAUGAACAUGAGCAGAAUGGGCCCGAAAUUGAUAAGACCAGUCCUAAGGGGAAGACAAUAGCGUGGCCAGCUGAUAAGGUGGUGUUCCAAAUCAGUCAGCAAUCUGACAAUGAAGACAAUAUAUCCAUGCAUUCGAGUAAAAAUAUGAAUCAUAUCAAGUGCAAGAUCUUCAAUUGGACUAGAAAAGAUGAAAUUGUUGCUGAAGGUCGUUGGGUUUCCAAUGAUUCAAAAAUGCUUGUUAAUGGUGUUCCUCUCGGACCUAAAGCCAUGAUUGUUUGGGUUGAUGUCCCGACAAGUCCUGAAGCUUUUAUAUAG
This is a messenger RNA of Asparagus officinalis (garden asparagus), 349 nucleotides long. RefSeq lists its product as uncharacterized. Lineage: Eukaryota; Viridiplantae; Streptophyta; Magnoliopsida; Asparagales; Asparagaceae. The transcript has 3 exons. The record is from RefSeq and is a predicted model, not a curated record. Bases 20 to 349 code for a protein of 109 amino acids.